Molecule: messenger RNA, 1296 nt
Organism: Trematosphaeria pertusa
Lineage: Eukaryota; Fungi; Ascomycota; Dothideomycetes; Pleosporales; Trematosphaeriaceae
Exons: 3
Coding region: 1-1296 (431 amino acids)
Biological process (GO): proteasome-mediated ubiquitin-dependent protein catabolic process
Cellular component (GO): cytoplasm; GID complex; nucleus
Molecular function (GO): protein binding; ubiquitin protein ligase activity
Source: RefSeq, a predicted model, not a curated record
AUGGCGGAGCUCACCACGACGAAGCUCAACGCUGAGUCGCACCUCCUCCUCGACCAGCCGCUCCUGCGCAUGCCCUACGAACUCUCGCGCCGCAACCAAAAGACGGCGCAGCGAUACGUCGAGAACGGCACGAAAGACCUGCUCACAACACUCGCCGCGACCACGAAAGCCGCGACCAAGUCCGCGUCGCCGGAUGCCACGCUCACGUCGAUCGAUAGCAUGAUUUCGAAGAUGCAGGGCCUGAAGCGCAAACUGGAGAGUCUGCAUGAGGAGGAGGUCAAGAUUCAUAGGUCGAACAAGGCACGGUUGCAGCAUCUGCAGCAUCUGUAUGAGGUGCAGAGUCUGGUGGAUGUCAAGUACGACGAGUGGUCGCGCAUACGGCUGUCGCGGCUGCUGGUGGACUAUCUGUUACGAGAGGGAUAUUCGCAGAGCGCGGCGCAUCUCGCGGCGAGCCAGGGCAUUGAGGAGCUGGUCGAUGUGGAUGCUUUUGUUGCGUGCCAUAGGAUCGAGAAGAAUUUGAGAGAGGAACAAAGUACGACGCUCGCGCUCAACUGGUGCAGGGAUAACGCCAAGGAGUUGAAGAAGGUGGGGAGCAUGCUGGAGUUCGAGCUCAGGCUGCAGCAGUAUAUCGAGUUGGUGCGGCAGGGGCAUGUCGCGGGGAUCGGGGAUGUGUAUAUGGACGGCGAGGCGGACGGGAUGAAUGGGGUUAGUUUGGGAGGUGCAGGAGGAGAGACGAAACUGGUCGAGGCAAGGGCUCAUGCUAAAAAGUAUUUGAGUGCGAGUGGGGACUUCGACUUGCUAGGACGAGCGGCGGGAUUGCUGGCGUAUAAGCCUUGGGAUGAUGUGGAGCCAUAUGCGUCUCUCUACUCAUCCUCACGUUGGGACCACCUCGCCCACCUCUUCCUCACCACGCACCACAACCUCUACUCGCUCCCACCCCGACCCCUCCUCCACAUCGCGCUCUCCGCCGGCCUCUCUGCCCUCAAAACGCCCGCCUGCCACUCGGCCUACACAUCAUCGUCCGCCAACGCGUCCUCAUCCACCACGUCCGUCUGUCCCAUCUGCAGCACCGAGCUGAAUGAACUGGCCCGAAACGUGCCCUACGCCCACCACACUAAGAGUAUCGUGGAGAACGACCCGGUCGUGCUGCCGAAUGGCCGAAUAUACGGAAGAGACAGAUUGAGGCUGUUCAAUGAGAAGAUUGGGACCGAGAGAGGGUGGGUCCGGGAUCCGGUAGAGGGAGUUAAGGGAGAUAAGUGGAGAGAGAGUGAGGUCAGGAAGGUGUUUGUUAUGUGA